AUGAAGAUUUCAUUAUUAUUAUUAAUAGCUGUUUGCAGCGCGUCCUUCUGGACGCGCGGUCUGAGCAACGUAAGAUAUCAUAGAAGCGUCCUAUUCUUGAAAAUCCCGUUAGCUUGCCGUCGAGCAAAGGUCAAGUUCGUAGAAAAACCAUGUGUUUGUGAUAAAAAAUCAGACAUCCAAGGAAGUGUUAGCCCUCAUACGUCGCUUAAGAAACGCUUUUGCAAGCGUUCCCGCCAAGGCUCAGGCCGCGACUCGAGUGAAAACUGCGAACAAGUGGAAAUUUCAUCAUGA
Colletotrichum tamarilloi is the source of this 291-nucleotide messenger RNA. RefSeq lists its product as uncharacterized. The record is from RefSeq and is a predicted model, not a curated record. Bases 1 to 291 code for a protein of 96 amino acids. NCBI's taxonomy places the organism in Eukaryota, Fungi, Ascomycota, Sordariomycetes, Glomerellales, Glomerellaceae. The transcript has a single exon.